Messenger RNA from Ctenopharyngodon idella (grass carp), 5505 nucleotides. Its product is annotated as CXXC-type zinc finger protein 4. The coding region runs from base 3552 to 4700 and encodes 382 amino acids. Gene Ontology annotation, cellular component: nucleus. The record is from RefSeq and is a predicted model, not a curated record. NCBI's taxonomy places the organism in Eukaryota, Metazoa, Chordata, Actinopteri, Cypriniformes, Xenocyprididae. Gene Ontology annotation, molecular function: methyl-CpG binding; zinc ion binding. The transcript has 2 exons.
AAAGGGGACCUUUUACAAGAUGUAAUAUAAGUCUCUGGUGUCUCCAGAAUGUGUCUGUGAAGUUUCAGCUCAAAAUACCCCACAGAUAAUUUAUUAUAGCUUGUCAAAUUUGCCCCUAUUUGGGUGUGAGCAAAAACACGCCGAUUUUGUGUGUGUCCCUUUAAAUGCAAAUGAGCUGCUGCUCCCGGCCCCCUUUCCAGAAGAGGGCGGAGCUUUAACAGCCCGUGCUUCGGUCGCUCAACAACAACAAAGCUGGAGAAUCUCACGCAGCCAAAAUGAGGAUUGUCAGUAACGGUGUUCAGCCUUACAUUGUUCAAACCGGAGUCGACACUGAUGGAGAGACUCAGGAAGAAGUUACAACUUUUAGGAUGUUUCUGAAUGGUUAGUGGAUAAAUUUAUGUAGUUACUGUGGAGUUGAUUCAACUCAUUGACUAGCAUGUGCCGUCAUGUUAAUCUUUUGUGUUGAAUUGACCCUCAUUUGUGAAGCAGUCCGGUGUAAAAUGACGGCAUGACAACAACACUCUACUACAACAACUCUUCCUCUUCUCUAAAGCAGCCCAACAUGGCCCCGCCCCCUUUGUUGUGUGUUCUCAGGGGCGGGGUUUGUGUAAAUUUUAGCUUUAGUGAUGUCACCAACCCAGGAAGAAGCUCGUUGUAGUCCCUACCAGCAGUUUGUUGUAGUCCUUAAAAAGUGAUUUCUGAAAAAGAAAAUAUCUCCCUUUGCGUUGAACUUUGAGUGUCGUAACUUUGCAGAUGUUGUUUAUGCUCAAACAGCAACAUUACACACUAACUAAAGUUAAAAAAGUGAAAUCAUAAUCAACCACCCCUUUAAAAACUGAUCACUGAAAGGUUCUUCAGGGUACUUUUCAAGAAACCAAAAAUGGCUCUUCUUUGGCAUCACUGCAAAAAAAAAAACCCUUUUAAAAUAUUUAUUUUUAAUAGUGUACUUUAUGAACUAAACAUGAACAUUACUUCUGCAUUUAUUUAAUGUUGAUUUCAGCAUUUAUUAAUACAUUAUUAAAAUAAAAACUUGUAUUUGUUAACAUUAGUUAAUGCACCGUGAACUAACAUGAACAAUUAUAUUUUUAUUAUAUAAAUUAUCAGAGGGCGAUUGCUGUAUGACCUAAAUCACAUCUGGAGAACCGAGUUUCCCACGCUUGAUGUUAGAAUGACACCUAGUGCACAAAAGCAGAGCUGCAGUUCUAAAGCAGAAACUACAGGUAGUUAUUGAAGAUCUGAGCCAGUAGAGGGCGCAGCUGAGGUGUCAUUGUUCCUGGAAGACAGAUGAACAUCCAUCAAUCCAUCCAUCUAUCCAUCCAUCCAUCCAUCCAUCCAUCGACCUAUCUAUCUAUCUAUCUAUCUGUUAUUAUGUAAUGUUUAUUAAUAUGAUUAUAUUUAUCUAUUUACAUAUCAAUAAUAAAUUGUAAUAGUAAUAAAUGUGUGUGUGUGUGUGUAUAUAUAUAUAUAUAUAUAUAUAUGAGGCACUUGAAUUUAACAAAAUUAUCUAUUUACAUAUAAAUAUUAAUAAUAAAUGUGUGUGUGUGUGUGUGUAUAUAUAUAUAUAUAUAUAUAUAUAUAUAGUGUUCUUGUUAUUUAUAUUUAUGGCAGUGGUAUUUAUGGCGUCAAGAGCUGAUUUUCCCUUCAAAUCCCCUAAUAAAGAAUCUCUUGCAGAUGCGGCAAGGUUUUUUCACACACACACACACACACACACACACACACAAAUUCCCAACCGACCGGGAUCUGCUCCACCGGGGGGAAACGCCUUCUCGCCUCGGACCCGUUCUGUUUUAAUUAGCCUCCCGGUGCCGCGGGUAAUUACGGUAACGAGCCGCAAAUGAACCGUAAUGAACCGCAAAAUUCCUCUAAAAAAACCCUCACACAAGACGCGGCGCGAAGCGCGUGAUUAAUAACCGUCAUUCAGGCAUCGGCGGGGGAAAAAAGGGGCGCGCGAGGAGUUGACACGCAUUACCCUCAGCGCUGCGCGAGACCCCGUAUGUCAGCCCCCUCGCGCCUCCCGCGUUUCCACAAUCAUUUCCCGCCAAUGAUCAGGAGGUGUCCGCAACGGCGCUUCCUCACCUCACACCCCCGUCAGCCACACGCAGCGCGACACACACACAUACACACACACAUACAUACACACACACACCGGGAGGAGCCGUCUACCCUUCCGUCACCCAUACCCGCCCCUGAGGACGGUGCGUCGUUGGCGGCGUCAAUAUUAUUUAUUAUUCCCGUUAGUCUCGGUAUUUAGCGCCGCAGCUGCUCACGGUGAUCGUUAAAUCGGACGCGUCUCGUUGUUUUGUGGCGCGUGUUUUUCUUGUAACGGGGAUUAUUGAGGCGGCAUCAGCGCGCGGUGAUGCUCUCCGUUAAAGGAUCGUGAAGCGUCGCGAGUCUAAAGGUAAAGCUCGUCCAUUUUCCGUCCUCCGCCUCCCCCUCCUCCUCCCGUCUCUCUCCCCCCUGCCUGUCUCUCUCCCCCUCUCUCUCUCUGUGCUGACGUGCGAUGGCCAAGAGAAUUAAUCCGUCGCCUUUAAUUGCACCGUAGUGUCCAGCGGUCUCACGCCCUUAAUGACCUCUGAUCCGCGCGUCGGUGCCGCAGCAGGCGGAGAGUAAUUACCGUAAUUGAUGCUCGAGGCGACGGUAGCGGGGGGUGUUGGGGGGGUAGCAGCGUUUCUCUCUCUUUCUCUUUCACAUAAACACACACACACACACAUUUUGACACGGUAACUUUCUUCUGCACGGCUUAUUAUCGCUAUUGCUGUUGUUCCUGUAAUUAAAACAACACAUUUAAAGGCAACCUGAUGGUGUUAGAUAUAAUGCUCUAAAUUAUGCCAUACAUAUGCAAAAGAAAUGUACAUAAAUGCAUACAAAGCAGUUGCUAUUUAUCUGAACAGCGUUUUAAUCUAAAUUUGAAUCUCAUGUGUACAGUUUUAAAAAUGGAAUUUAUGUUAUGCUUGGAACCUAAUGGGAAUUAAUUACAAAUCCACUAAUAAUCAAAUAAGAUCCUAUUGGAUAAACUGCAAUUUUCUUUAUUUUUUCAGUUUUUCAUAAUUUUAGUUUUGUUUCUUGAAUAGCUUCUAAAAUAUCCAUUAAGCUAUUUUGUAUGCAUCCUUUAGGAUUUGAGUACAUAUUCUAUAUUGUCUGUAAAUACAUUUUACAAUAAAUGUAAAAAAAUAUAUAUAUAUAAUAAUAAUUUAAGAGAUGAGAAGAAACUAUUUAAGUCGGCAUGAAUUUGGAGUCAUCCCUGUUGUGACAUAUAUCUGAGAGAAAUUGAUUUUGAUUUUGUCCAUGGGGAAUUGAUUGGAUGGUUGUGGUUUGCUAUUGGUGGAUCUCAUGUGAGUGACAGGUUGCCCCGCCCUCGUGCCAGUAAACACAUCAUCAGAGAAGAGAUGUCGCUGCAAGAGGGAGGGGAAGUUAUUUAGAUUAAAGAUUAUGAGGCACUUGAAUUUAACAAAAUAAUGAUGUGCAUGGAUAAAUAAUUUAAAAUAAAUACGGCAAUAUUCCAUAAAAAAAAAAAAGAAUAGUUAAUUGUGAUUUUAUGCUAAUUUUAAAACAUGCCCGAUAACCUUCAGUUGAUGAACAUCUCUGUUCACCUCCACCUCUUUUUCCACAGGACCACUGCCGUGGAUGGUUGGGCGUUAGUGCGUGUUUGUUUUGCUCUGAUGGCGAACAUGAGCAGUAGUGUGUGCAUGGAAACUCCACACGCUCAUGGCCACACCCACGGCCACACCCACAACUACAACCCCACCCCCGGGCGGGACUUUCCUCUGCAGAUCGACUCAUGCGUGAACCCUGUGUUGGACUACAGCGCGCAGAUGGAGCGGUACCGCUCUUUUGCCACCUUCUAUAAAAACAGCACGGCCGCCGCCGCCGCUGCCGCUGCCACCCCGUUUCCCCAGACCGCCAAAAUCGCCCGUAUCGCCACGCCCCUCUUCCCCUCAGCCCGCCUAUCGGCGAUGCCGCCCUGGCCCUGCGACAACGCCAUGCUGUGGGGGCGAAAGCCCGCCGCAGUUAACGUUAACGGACCUCACACACAUCGGACUGGCAUGUCAAGGGCGGAGCAGGUGAAUGUGCACAUGUCCGCCAAACACAUUCCACAAGACUCCGCCCUCCCGAUGGGGGCUGACAACUUCCUGUCACCGCUCGCCGCGGAGCAGUGUCGUGGUCUUCCCGUAACGGGGGCUGAGUGCAUGAACCGACUGAAGUGCCCGCAGUCUGUGCCGCCUGGCGGAGCCGGAGAGGCGGACCGAGGCGGGACGUUUGGAGGGAUGCCACCACUGGGGGGUCUGUCGCUGCCACCGGGGGUCAUCGUAAUGACGACGCUUCACUCUGGUGCAGGGUCAUCAGGGGUAACGAUGUCAGACAGCGCGUUUCAGAUCGCCAACGUGGCGGCGGACUGCCAGCACAGCGGCUCGUCUUGCUCCGGCUCGCCCGCCGCUCUUAAUGGAAACGCAAACGGCAGUUGCAGCAGCGGCAGCAGCAACGGUAGCGGAGCGGCCAAACGCAAGCGCAAGCGCUGCGGCGUCUGCGCCCCCUGCAGGAGGCUCAUUAACUGCGGCGUGUGCAGCUCCUGUCGAAACAGAAAGACGGGUCAUCAGAUCUGCAAGUUCAGAAAGUGUGAAGAACUCAAGAAGAAGCCGGGCAGCACGAUGGAGAGAGCACCAUCGGCAGGAGCCGCCGACACCUUCCGCUGGUUCUUCUGAAGAACUCGCCACCAAUCCACGUCAUAAUACCGGACUAGAAGAACUGCAGGUCAUACGUCUACAAAUCUGAUCAUACGGUUCCGCAAUCAGGGACUCUCACCGCCCUCCUCGCUUUCUACCCCUUCCCCUCAGGACUCACUGUGGCACGGAGGCCGACUGGGGGCGUCAGGACGCCGAGGGCAAGUCUCUGGGUCUCAGACCGACCUCACCUCAACCAAACACCAAUGGACAUAGAGAAACAGAGACUUGAUUUCAGUCGUAUCAGGACCCCAUCCGAGCUUAAAGGAACAGUUCACCUGGCCGAAAUCGAAUGUUUGGUCAUCAUUUACUCACCUUCGUUUCAUUCCAAUCACUUGCUUUCUUCAGCAGAAGACAAAUAGAGGUUAUCUGAAGAAGUGAAUGGGGUUUGGUAAACUCUACAAGGACAGAACAAACAGCAUAAAACAAUAUAAAAGUAGUCGUGCAGUAUAUUAUAGGCUCUUUUUUAGUCAGAAACCAUCAAGACGUGAUUGAUAGAUUCCCCUCAUUUGAUUGAAAGGAGCAUUCUUUAAAAAUCCACCUGAUCCAGUGAAGAAAAGUAAGUCGUACAGGUUUAGGGUGAGUAAAUGAUGACAGAAGGUUCAUUUUUGAGUGAACGAUUCCUUUAAACCACCUUUCUGUUGCAUGGGUAGAAAAGUGUUUUGUUUUUAACUAAAGACUUUAAGAAAUAACUUUGUUUAUCGCUGUUGUGACGCCUCACUGUCUUGAUGAAUAAGAGACUCUUAGGAUGGCUUGUUGAUUAAAUGUGAUCCUUUUUGAACUGUGA